AUGGAAGGGACUUCUCAAGCCCAAGGCUCACCACCCUCGGAGCAACUUGUUGCAUUUAAUCCCAUGGGAUUGGAGGCUGUUGUGCAUCGUGGAAAUGGAGACUCUUUCUCUGGAUUGGGUACAGUCCGCUCCGCGGGCGACCCGUUUGCCGGUUGGCUCGAUGGAGUUGGUUCGGUACCUAAUGUUUCUGCAUCCCAGGUAGCUGUCUCAACUUCCACUUCUGGCUAUGCCACUCAGUCAUACAUUCCAAACCAACUCUUCCGGACUUGGGCUGACCCAGCUCAAAUCGCCACUUCUGGUUCUCAUACGUCCCUGGGGUGCUCUUCUGCGUCUGCUCAACUGUCUUCUACAAGCGCUGUUCCUGGUGGAAUGCGAUAUUCGCCUUCUCAUGUCCAAACUUCAGGAACCCAGGAGCAAUGGCAAUACUCUCCCUAUUCUCCAUCUCACGAUCGGACUCAUUUGAGAGCAUCUCAAUAUUCGAUCUCUCCGAUCCAGACGACCAUCUCCAACGCUCGGUACUCACCGUCCCAUGAAGAACUCAGCUAUGAAUACAGCCCGACCCCAGUCUUCGGUUCUCGUUUGUUAGCCACCACUGACGACGCACCUCAAACUGAUGCCUACCCUGCUACCAGCAACGGUUAUGCUCGCGCCAUUGCCCAAGUUCCCAUUGAUGCACUUUCGAUCACUAAGGAGGCUGCUUCUGACUCUGGCCAUAAUUCAGAGUUGCCAUCCAUCUCCCACAGAGCUAUUGAUCACAAUGGAAAGUGCCGCAGCUUUAUCGUGCACGGUGUUCCUCACGAUACACCCCACUGUUCCAUUUCUUUGAUGUUGCCUAUCCAUGAAUAUCCUUCCCUCGCAAAUGCUUACUUGAAGCAUAUUGAGCACAGGGGCAUGUUCUCGGUUACAUUUGCCGAUAUUCGGGAGGCCAUCGAGGCUAUGAACAAGAUCCGCCAAAGUCGUCCUGGAUGGCAGGUUACCCCUGCCACUGCUCAUGAGAUUUCCACUUUUACGGGAGCCACCAAACACUUCUCCAUUCCUCGGGAUGAUGAAUUCGUGGUCACUGCUUACGCCGAUCCAGUUGAAUGGACAAAUAUCGUGGAGCAUUUGAGCGUGGUUGUUGAGAGUGUUAUCACUUCCUUCGGGUCAACUCGUUCUCUUGAGGCUAUCGAAGAAGGGAUGUGCUGGCGCAAAUACCAUGUUGAAUACUACAACAUCCAUCAUGCAACUUACGCGUUCUCUUGUCUCGAUGGUUACAAGGUCGAAUCUCUUCAAUUCAAAGUCAACGAUGAUAGACAGGAGGAUAUUUACUUAUACCCCCGCCUUCACAUUCCUAACUAUGGCUCCCCCCAGAGCCCUGUGACUCCGCAUCGCCUCUCUUCCGUCUCCAAGAAGAACUGCAGUGGGGAAUAUGAUAAUGAAAGGAAGGUCGAAAUUUCUCCGACUUCGGAGGGAAGCCAGACAAGUCCAGAACAUGCAAUCAGCCUCGAGCGAAUCAGGCAAGGAUUGGAUGUUCGCAGCACUGUCAUGAUCCGCAACAUUCCCAAUAAGAUCACUUCUGACCAAUUGAAGGAUAUCCUGGAUGAAUCUAGCUAUGGGAAAUAUGAUUUUCUUUACCUACGCAUGGACUUCACCCAUGGCUGCAACGUUGGUUAUGCGUUCAUGAACUUCGGUGAUGCGAUUGAUAUUGUGAAUCUCGUUCAUGCUCGACAGGGCAAGACUUGGCCCGACUGUAUCUCAGAGAAGAAGGCUGAAAUUUCCUAUGCUACGCUCCAAGGAAAAGAAGCUCUUGUCAAUAAGUUCCGGAACAGCAAUGUCAUGACCCGUCCCGCCGAGGAACGACCACGCCUCUUCUACAUCAGCGGUCCGCGCGCAGGCACUGAAGCGAUCUUCCCCGGUCCCAAUGAUGCCAGCAAGUUGCGCCGUUCAGUUGCUAGCACAACCCAACAAGGUCUAUUUGCGCCUCGGAAUCGAACUGCCACUACUCCCCGUACCAACCGCACACGGGCUCAAUCCCAGUCUUUCUCCCAGACUCCUCGUUCCCGAGCCCCGGGCCGUACUCCGCGGCAUUCUGGUGGACGAUCAUUGCAGCAUGCCCCUGGCGAACUCUCUUUGAUGCGAGCGGAUGACCAUCGGGUCUUCCAGAAUAGAAACUAA
Molecule: messenger RNA, 2154 nt
Organism: Penicillium paradoxum
Lineage: Eukaryota; Fungi; Ascomycota; Eurotiomycetes; Eurotiales; Aspergillaceae
Product: putative meiosis protein MEI2
Exons: 14
Coding region: 1-2154 (717 amino acids)
Molecular function (GO): RNA binding
Source: RefSeq, a predicted model, not a curated record